AUGAGCCCUUGUGCGCAGGACGGCUACACACUGCCCAUUGGCUUCACCAAUCCGAACUGGGAAUCCGCCAUACUCUACAACACGGUGGCUUCGAUUCUCAUCGAGGAGAUCAUUGGCUUCAACACGAAGCUAGGGCCAUUCUCAUCCAGCUCCACGGGUACCUUCGAUAUCGCCGCCGACGACCCGACAGUCCACGUUGCCCAGGAGCUGUGGGAUUAUGCGCUGACUGCGUACGUGGCAAGCUACCCAUGUUUCAACGCAGCAAAUCCGGACAAGGCCCUGGACCGAGUGAAGGCAUUGGACUAUGCAGGGACAGACGGCAUGUACAUCUUCCCAAAAACUUAUGAGCCAUACUACGCAGACACGGGCAAGUCACUUGAGUUCUACAAGGACCUCAAUGUCAGUUGGGGCAGCUAUCAGAGCUACUUCUCCGACAUGUCGGUCUUUACCAACCCUUCAGCCUUUGAUGACUGCAGUCACCCAUCAGCGGCAUCCGACGGAAUCAUGGACGACUACAUCAGGUUCACAGGUGAUGUGGAUGCCAUUGUCACUGUCAACGGGCAGAGGAAGUGGAUUUGCUACCAGGAGAAGUGGUGGAUGUCGCCAGCCUGCCGGGAUGCGCCGAUGACCUGUGCGCCCAUGAUCACGAACUCGUUCUGGUCUUACAACCCGUCACGACAGAAGGCUGCUGUCUACAACAUCGCCAUGUCCAUCGCUAACACUGUCGCGUAUGGCGAUUACACAUCAAUGCCGAAACAGCAUAGAACCUUCUCAUACUGGUGGUCACCAGACAUCACGUUCAAGGCAGACGGGGCCGUGAAGGUGAUAUUCCUCCCGUACAGAGAAGAUGAAUACCAAAUUGGGAAGUUCAUCACCGACGUGAACGACGUCCCAUUGCUGUCCUAUGCGCAUAAGCAGCUGGGAACUGCAGCGCCAGCCGUCCUGUCUAUGCUGGGCGAAAUGGCCAUCUACAAGCCUGACGUGGAUUGGCUGCUGGAAGAGGUGGUGUUUGGAAGAUCACAGGGUGACUUGCACAUGAUCAUCGUUCUGUGCGUGAUUGGGCGGUUGGGUGAUGCCGACGCGCAGUAUGCAGCAGCAUGUCAGUGGGUGAAGGACAACGAGGCUUGCACCCGGCCGGAUAUGGCUUGCCCGGUGGAGACGGUGGAUUCCAAUCGCGACGGCAUGCAAGCGAACGGCUACGGCAUGGUGUCAGAGUUCGGGGAGUUCGUGAGUACACGCUUGCCCGAUGCUGCUGGAUGUGCACUGUGUGUGCCGGGACGAUUUGCGGAUGCUUACUCAGACAACGAUGGCAACUCAGCCAUCUGCAACACCUGCCCCCAGGGAGCAGCUCAAGACCGCGGCGCCCAGACAGCCUGCGAGCAGUGCGAAGCCGGAACCUACAGUUUGCCUACAGGUACAAGGUGUGCCCGGUGCGGCAGAGGCACCUAUCAGCGCAACGUGUCCCAGACAAGCUGCCUCAGCUGCCUUGAGCCACAGACAACUUCGACUGUUGGCUCCACUUCACAGGAAGCCUGCGUCUGUCCCGCGGGCACGUUCCGUCCGUGCCACGACUUCGACAAUGACGGUGCGAUUCGACCGGAGUGCCAAUGCGAUAGAUCGCUGUAUGUACCAGCGUCUAGCAUUGGACAGCGAUGCUUGCCAUGCCCGGAAGGCAUGGAGUGUCCGGAGGGCUCCGAUGAGCAGUUUUUCCCUUGUUCAGAGGAGGAGAUUCUGAACUCCACUGCGUUCAGCUAUCCUGUGCCACAGGAAGGCUACUUCGUGGAGUGGAACGAGCCGUUGUGGGUCUUCAAGUGCGUUGACCUGGACUCCUGCCCGGGUGGCAUGGCCUCGCACUGCGGAGAAGGCUUGCAGGGAGCCGCUUGCGGUGCCUGCGCAGCAGGCUUCUACAAGCAAGCAGGCACCUGCUACAAAUGUGGAGACAUGGAGAAGCAUCCCCUGUUCCUCAUCAUCCCGCUUCUGCUGUCGCCGGUCGCCAUUCUCGUCCUGUACAAGGUGUCGCAGGAUGACGUGGGAAAAUGGGGAAAGACGACACAAGGUUUCGGUGGUAUUGGCUACCUGCUUCUGGUAUAUGUCCAGUCGAUUUCCGUGAUCCUGGCCGUCUUCCCCACGGUUCCAGCGAUGUUAAGCUCAGGCUUGAGCUGGAGCGGGGCCAGCGCAGAGAUCACGUCUCUAUUCCGCAUCGAGUGUGCAGGCCCUUCCAAUUUUACGGAAAACUUCCUGUUCAACCUGUUUCUGCCAGAGAUCGUCGGCGUGAUCUUCUUCUUGACUUGGCUGAUAGCCCGAUUCAUCCCGAAGAUCCGCAUGGACGGCGACAUCGUCCUGGGUUGUUUCGGAGGCAUUCUGAAGACCUUCUUCGUCACUGUCGCAUCCAAGUGCUUCUCAUUGUUCCAAUGCUACAGUCAUCCGAACGGCAUGCGGUCAAUGCGGUCGUCGCCCGAGGUACUGGAGCACUCGGAUGUGUGGCUCAGCAUGGUCGGCUUUUCGGCGUUCGCCAUUCUGCUCAACUGCCUCACUCUUCUCGUGGUCUUCGGGUGGGCGAUGUGGGUUGCCCCUGCAAGGUUUCACAUAGUGUCUUUCCGUCGGCGCUGGAAAUUCAUGAUUCAGAAGAUGAGGCCGUCCGUCCAUUGGUGGAUGAUGGUCAUCCUGAUCAAGGGCUUGUGGUUGGCACUGACAUCAGUGCUGUGGAACACCACGAUGGCCCAGUCGCUUUGGAUCUGUGCAGGCCUUCUGGCUUACUUCACUGGCAGCUACGUUCUGCUGCCAUGGCGAAGCGUCUUUGUGGCCAUGCUGGACAUCGGAACCCACGUCUCCAUCUUGUUGCUCUGCCUGCUCCUCCCGUUCCUCUUGACAUUCAAGCCCGAGGAGUCUGAUGUAGCUUCGAUGUUCUUCCUUAUUUUGGCCGGUCUCUCCUUCCUGGCCGUGACGACCAGCAUCCUCUGGAUCCUUUACAAGGCCGUGUGGCCUGGCUACAAGCGCAGAAGGGAGAAGAGCUUGAACUUCUAUGCAAAGCGGAUGGCCGAGGUCUUCCCGUAUGCCACGGACCCCCGCAUGCUCGCCGACCUCAUGUCGGAAAUUCCGGCAUUGGACAUUGUGAACUUGAAGUAUGUUGCAACGAUGAUGUCGGCAGAAAUCCUCGACAAUCGUGUGCCUGGGCGCCUUGUUUGGCAAGAGGCCAGCCCCACUUGUCGUCCGCCAUGCUGA
Messenger RNA from Symbiodinium sp. CCMP2456, 3222 nucleotides. Lineage: Eukaryota; Dinophyceae; Suessiales; Symbiodiniaceae. The record is from the annotation of a GenBank genome assembly.